UUUUUUCUUAUCCUCUUGGCGCUUCCUUCCACACUCAUCGUCUCUCCUCGCCAUUUAGUUAUGUCGUCUCUUCCGACAAUUCUCGCAUCUUCUCCUCCGCGAAACCUAUCCAAACCCUCCACUCCUCAAACUCCAAAUUCCGACCAAACUCGCAGAGCUCCAUUCAACAACAUAUCUCCUUCACUACACCUUCUGUCCAAAACCCAUCUCUGUCUCACCCUCCCUCAGACCAUCCUCUGUUCCCCUGUCCUCGCAUCAACAGCCCCCUUCACCUCAAUCUCCGACCAAUCCACCGGCAAAAUCGACCUGGAGUCGAUUCUGAUCACGAUCGACAACUUCUUCAACAAGUACCCUUUCUUCGUGGCGGGAUGCACAUUCAUCUACCUCGUCGUCUACCCGGCGGCGAUCUUCUACCUGAGGAAGUAUAAACCGAUAACCGCCAUUAACGCGUUUCGUAAGCUCAAGAGCCAGCCUGAUUCGCAGCUUCUUGAUAUCAGAGACGACAAGACGUUGGCUUCGUUGGCGUCGCCGAGUCUCAAGUUUCUGGGUAAGAGCUCGGUUCAGGUUCCGUAUAGCGAAAAUGAUGAGCCGGGGUUCGUGAAGAGAGUUAAAGGAGGAUUCUCUGAUCCUGAGAACACAGUUGUUUGUGUACUUGACAAUUUUGAUGGUAACUCCAUGAAAGUAGCUGAAUUGCUGGUUGAGAAUGGAUUUAAAGAGGCUUAUUACAUCAAAGGCGGCGCCAGAGGGAAGAAUGGUUGGUUGGCCAUUCAAGAAGAGCUUUUGCCUCCACCUGUGCAUAUGUAUACUGCCAAAAAUGCAAAAUCUUCAAAUAACAAUGAAGCGUCCAUUGUUGGAACUGAAAACUGAUUCGAGAACAUAGCCUAAUGUGCGGCAAGACAUGAUGAUGAUACUACAAGACCAUUAAAACAUUACAAUGAGAAAGCUUCCCUAGGUAGAAGAAGACUUGUUAUACAUUAAAAGACAUGUUUUAGAUCUCAAGAGCUGUUUUUGCUUUGUAAAAGCUAUCCUUUUGCGACAGUCCGAAUACUAUUUUUCCUUUGCAUUUGUAUGAUAAGUUUCAACCAUCAAAGGAAGAAGUGUUCAUGUAUAAGACCAAAAUACUCUU
Molecule: messenger RNA, 1126 nt
Organism: Brassica rapa (field mustard)
Lineage: Eukaryota; Viridiplantae; Streptophyta; Magnoliopsida; Brassicales; Brassicaceae
Product: rhodanese-like domain-containing protein 4A, chloroplastic
Source: RefSeq, a predicted model, not a curated record